CUCCUCCUCGCUCCCUCUCUCCGCCCGGCGCCGGGGCAGCUCCCAGCGGAGGCGCUGGGGACAUGGAGCGGACCUGAGGCGGUGGCGGAGGCAGCGGCGGCAGAACCGGCACCGACACCGGGGUGGGACCGGCACCGACACCGGAGCGGCACCGACACCGGGGUGGGACCGGCACCGGCAGCACCGGCGGAGGCGGGGGCGGCCCCGGGACUCAGCGCAGCGGAGCUGAUGUCCAUGAGGAGCCCCAUCUCUCCACCCCCGGAGCUGGAUGGAGCGGGCACCAUGGUGAACUGCGCCGUCAAGACCGAGGAGAAGAAGGAGGGUGGCCCCGAAACCCCCCCGGGGGCUGCCCCCAGCGCCGAGCCCCGGCCCCACGACCCCCCAGGGCCACCUCCCAGGGAUGGCACCGACCCCCAGGCCCUGCCACAGGAGUCCCGCUCUCCCACCGGGGAUGUCCCCGAGCCCCGGCGCUCCGCCUUCGAGCCGGCCGGGAGUGGCCAGGAGAAGCUGGACUUCAACAGGAACCUGAAGGAAGUGAUGCCCACCAUCGAGAAGCUGCUGGCCAGUGACUGGAAGGAGCGGCUGCUGGGCCGGAGCACGGCUGAAUCCAAGGAAGUGAAAGGAACGCAGGAGAGCCUGGCAGAGAAGGAGCUGCAGCUGCUGGUGAUGAUCAACCAGCUGUCCACGCUGCGGGACCAGCUGCUGACGGCGCACUCGGAGCAGAAGAACAUGGCCACCAUGCUCUUCGAGAAGCAGCAGCAGCAGAUGGAGCUGGCACGGCAGCAGCAGGAGCAGAUCGCCAAGCAGCAGCAGCAGCUCAUCCAGCAGCAGCACAAGAUCAACCUCCUCCAGCAGCAGAUCCAGCAGGUCAACAUGCCCUACGUGAUGAUCCCCGCCUUCACCCCCGGCCACCAGCCCCUCCCGGUCCCCCCCGAGUCCCAGCUGGCACUGCCCAUCCAGCCCAUCCCCUGCAAACCGGUGGAUUACCCGGUGCAGCUCCUGCACAGCCCCCCUCCUGCCACGCUGAAGAGACCCGCGGGCCCGGGCCACCUCCAGAUGCAGGAGACCUCGCAGCCGCUGAACCUGACGGCCAAACCCAAAGGCUCCGAGCUGCCCAGCGCCUCCAGUUCUCCCAGUCUGAAGCUGAGCGGCUGCCAGGCCCUGACACCGAGCCACGGGGCCAGCAGGGAGCUGCAGAGCAGCCCCUCCAACCUCCCGCUGGGAUUCCUGGGAGAGGGCGAUGCCAUCACCAAAGCCAUCCACGACGCGCGGCAGCUGCUGCACGGCCACGGCGCCGCCAUGGAGGGGUCACUGAGCAGCCCCUACCGCAAGGAGCCCGUCGGGAUCGACUCCUCCCCGGUGAAGGAGCGGAUGGAGGAGACCCAAGGCCACCGGCUGGACGAGGCUCUGCUGAGCUGCGAGAUGGACGGCUCCCGGCACUUCCCGGAGUCCAGGAACAACAACCACAUCAAGCGGCCCAUGAACGCCUUCAUGGUGUGGGCCAAGGACGAGCGCAGGAAGAUCCUGCAGGCCUUCCCAGACAUGCACAACUCCAGCAUCAGCAAGAUCCUGGGAUCCCGCUGGAAAUCCAUGUCCAACCAGGAGAAGCAGCCCUACUACGAGGAGCAGGCGCGGCUGAGCCGGCAGCACCUGGAGAAGUACCCGGACUACAAAUACAAACCGCGGCCCAAGCGCACCUGCAUCGUGGAGGGCAAGAGGCUGCGCGUGGGCGAGUACAAGGCGCUGAUGAGGAACCGGCGCCAGGACGCCAGGCAGGGCUACUUGAUAGGGCCGCAGGGCAGCCAGGUGCCCCCCAGCUCCUCGGACGUGCUGUACCCGCGGCCGGUGGGCGUGCAGCUGCCCCCUCCCCUCCUGGAGCAUUACCUGCCCCGCGGCGUGGACCCCACCAUGCCCGUCAUCGUCAACACCCGCAGCCUCAAGGACGGCGACGCCGGGGACGACGGGCACUCGGUGCCCGAGGGGGACAUGUACCGCUACAGCGAGGGCGAGGACUCGGAGGGCGAGGACAAGAGUGACGGCGAGCUGGUGGUGCUGACGGACUGAGGGGCGCAGGGGGUGGCAGGGCUGGCUGCCACCACGGGGCGUGUCCCGGCGGGGUGGCACUCGGCCACAGGGGAGCUGCCCACUUGUAGAAGGGUCCCACCAGGGUGGGCACCUGGGAUUUUGGGUGGCAAGGACUGGCUUGGCCUUGCUUUGGUGGCACGUGGAGCCAAGGUCAGCCAGCCUGGCGAUUUGGUGACGCUGUGGCUGCGGCGCUGUCACCCCUGAGGGGACCUGAGGCUCUCGUGCUGCAGGGAACCUCCAGAGCAUCUCCAGCCCUGCAGCACCUGCGGGUCCUGGAGAGCCUCACCUGCUGCGCUGCUGGGCACGGCGUGGGGACAUGGCAGGGAGACACAGGGUGGGGACACAGAAUAGGGACACGGGAUGGGGACACAGGGCAGGACACAGAAUAGGGACAUGGGAUGGGGACACGGGAUGGGGACACAGGACAGGGACACAGAAUAGGGACAUGGGAUGGGGACACGGGAUGGGGACACAGGACAGGGACACACUGGUCCCUCCUCUAUCCUGGUGUGACCUCCCCUCCGCGCUUCCCGCUCGCUCUUUGGCGCCUGCCAGCGAAUUCCCACCGAGCCAAUUUUAGCUCCAGCCUGGCCCCGGCCCCGGCCAGAGGCUCCUCGGGGCCCUUUGUGCUGCUGGCAGCUCUGGCCCACUUAGGGAAUAAAGAGGGGGCUGUUCCUGCCCUGCCAGCCGCCCCUCGGGGGGGACGUGCCCGCCUGGCCCCGGACACCUGGCCCUGCAGGCCGGGCUGCACCUGAGCCCUGCGGGGUGAGAGGGAGGGAGAAGGAAGGAACGGCUGUGAGGGGGAAAGGAGUGAUGAGGAUAAAUGAGCUUGGUGUGGUCAGAGCCUGUUCCAGGGGCUGGGGUGUGGCUGGGCAGGGCGGUGUCCAGGUGAGAGUUCAAGGUGUCCAGGUGUGUGUGCUGUGUCCAGGUGUGUGGCAGUGCCCAGGUGUGCGUGUGUGGUGUCCAGGUGAGUGUGCCGUGUCCCUUGGAGUGGCAGUGCCCAGGUGUUUGUGCCAUGCCCAGGUGUGUGUGCCGUGUCCCUCUGAGUGGCAGUGCCCAGGUGUUUGUGCCAUGUCCAGGUGAGUGUGCAGUGUCCCUCAGAGUGGCAGUGCCCAGGUGUGUGGCAGUGUCCAGGUGUGUGUGCCAUGCCCAGGGGUGUCUGUGGCAGUGCCCAGGUGUUUGUGCCAUACCCAGGUGUGUGUGCCGUGUCCCUCUGAGUGCCAGUGCCCAGGUGUUUGUGCAGUGCCCAGGUGUGUGUGCCGUGUCCCCCUGUGCUCAGCCGCUCUCUCCCCGGCCGUGUCCCCGCUGUCCCUCCGUGCGCGGGGCUCCGGCACCUCCGUGUGGCAGAGCCGGGAACAGCCCCGAGCCUGGGACAGCGACAGCGCUGGGGACACCGCGGGGACAGGGACACCGCGGGGACUGCCACUGUGCUGGGGACACAGCAGGAGCUGUGACCAUGGUGGGGACACCGUGUGAACUGUCACCACGUUGGGGACACUGCAGGAGCCGCGGCCACCUGGGCUCGAGGUUGCACAAGGUGGGCACCAGCCUCUGUCCCCUUGUCUCUCUGUCCCUUGUCCCUCUGUCCCCUUGUCCCCAAGCCGGGCUGGGGAUCCAAAUCUCAGCAGCACCAGGAUUCCAGUGCUGGGGACACUGCCGUGGGGACAUCCUUUAUCCCAGGGGACAUCCCUCCAGCCCCUCCCCUGCCCUUUGUCAGUGCUUUAUUUAUUCCCAACUCCCUGGGGAGGGACAGGGGUCCCUGGGGAAGGACAGGGGUCCCUGGGGAUGGAAAGGGGUCCCCAGUAAGGGACAGGGGUCCCUGGGGAUGGAAAGGGGUCCCCAGUGAGGGACAGGGGUCCCUGGGGAUGGAAAGGGGUCCCUGGGAAGGACAGGGGUCCCUGGGGAGGGGUCCCAGCUCCAGGGCUGGGCCAGGUUGUGCUGCAGAGGGACUGGAAGCAGAUGUGUCCCCUCCCCACAGCUGCAGCUCUUCCUGUGUCCCUCUUCCAUUUCUUUUUCUUUUGUUGUUGUUUCAUUUUGUUUUUUAAAGAUUGUAAAUAUAGAUAGAGCUUUAUUUUGUUAAUAAGACGACGAGUAACUUAACCUGUAUAUUUCACAUCCCUGUUUACAAUCCUUCCUCCCCCUGGCCCUUGGCACAAUAAAAGUGACUUUUUGGAGCAGA
Messenger RNA from Haemorhous mexicanus (house finch), 4264 nucleotides. RefSeq names its product SRY-box transcription factor 13 (gene SOX13). The transcript is spliced from 14 exons. Lineage: Eukaryota; Metazoa; Chordata; Aves; Passeriformes; Fringillidae. Gene Ontology annotation, biological process: cell fate commitment; regulation of transcription by RNA polymerase II. Bases 229 to 2064 code for a protein of 611 amino acids. The record is from RefSeq and is a predicted model, not a curated record. Gene Ontology annotation, cellular component: nucleus. Gene Ontology annotation, molecular function: RNA polymerase II cis-regulatory region sequence-specific DNA binding; DNA-binding transcription factor activity, RNA polymerase II-specific.